Molecule: messenger RNA, 1479 nt
Organism: Trichechus manatus latirostris (Florida manatee)
Lineage: Eukaryota; Metazoa; Chordata; Mammalia; Sirenia; Trichechidae
Product: thymus-specific serine protease-like
Exons: 10
Coding region: 1-1479 (492 amino acids)
Biological process (GO): proteolysis
Molecular function (GO): dipeptidyl-peptidase activity; serine-type exopeptidase activity
Source: RefSeq, a predicted model, not a curated record
AUGGGGAGUGUUUUCAAUCCCUGGAAGUGGAAAGAUAUAUUUUUAGCUUACUUGCUUACAAACUGUUCAUUAUAUGAAGUCAAGGAAAUAGAAAGAAGUUUACAAAGUGCCUUUGAAGGUCAUGAUAAAGCCAAUUUAAUGUCAAGUUGGACCUGGUAUAAAUACUCAACAUGUUUUCAAAAUAUACAUUUUUACUUUAUAGUCAAGCUGAUGUUAAGCAGCAUAUUUUCUACUUUAAUUAUUGCCACAAACAGCGUGAAUUUAUCCUUUAAUUAUAGAGAUCUGAGUACUGCCAGCCUCCGCUACCUCAGCAGCAGGCAAGCCUUGGCUGACAUCGCCAACUUCCGAACUGAAAUAGCAAGGAAACUGGGACUCACAGAAAAUAAAUGGGUUGCAUAUGGUGGCUCUUAUGGUGGUUCCCUUGCAGUGUGGUCGAGAAUAAAACACCCCAACCUGUUUGCUGCAGCAGUGGGCAGCAGUGCACCAAUUCAAGCAAAACUUAAUUUUUAUGAGUACAAGGAAGUAAUUGGAAGGAUUCUGUCUGCUCAUAAUAGCGAAUGUCCCAAAGCAGUGAAAGAGGCUUUUGCUAUUCUUGUACAGAUGCUGAAACGUCCAAAAUACUACAGUAAGCUUGAAAAAGAUUUCAUGUUAUGUGAACCUAUUAAAAUUAACUCACCAAAGGACACAGCCUUUCUCAUGGUGAAUAUGAUAUGUAUUGUUCAUUCCUUUGUUCGUAAACAGAUUAACAAAAUUAUUAAGGGAGAACAAGAUGAGCUCAACAUUGAUAACCUAUGUGACAAUAUGACUGACACUUCACUCGGUUCACCAUAUGACAGAUUCACAAAAAUUGUACAUUUAUUCCUUAAGAGUAAACACAUGGAUUGCCUUAGUGCAAAUUAUAAUGAUGAGUUGGAACAAUUGUCUAACCCUUCCUUGGACUACCUACAUAUUAAGUAUGACAGGCAAUGGUUCUAUCAGUGUUGCACUGAAUUUGGCUUCUUUGAGACCACGGAUUCAAAGAACCAGCCCUUCUCUGGAACACCUCUCAGGUAUUUUUUUCAGUUAUGUUCAGAUGUCUUUGGCCCUGAGUUCAGUAGGGAUUUAGUGGCUCAGGGAGUAAAGACCACCAACAAGUACUAUGGCGGCUUCAAUGUGAACGGAAGCAAAAUCAUCUUUUCCAAUGGUUCCAAUGAUCCUUGGCACCGUUUGGGAAUCACAAAGGAUAUCAGUGAAGAUUUGCCUGCUGUCUUCAUUAAAGGUAACACAGUUCUGAACAGUCAAAGACACACAAAUAGGAUGAAAUAUAUAUACAGAGCAAGUGAUGUAUAUUGCCAUAAGAGAAACUAUAAAGUGGGCUCAAAAGAAUAUGGUGAAGGACACUGUGCAGAUGUGUCAGAACAAGAUGAUACUGAUUCAGCUGAACUAAUUGAAGCACGAGAAAAAAUAUUCCAGAUCCUACAAAAAUGGCUAAAGCAAUAG